AUGGAGGCAUCGCCCCUCACCCAGCAAACGAGACCCGAGACCUUUCAGCCCAAGAUUGUGCAGCUUUACGAGACUCUCUUCAAAAACGAUGAUACAGAGCUGUCCGAGGGCUUCUGGAGGGAGUUCUUCUUGCUGUCUCCGAAUCGCAGCCAGCUGCAUGCACUGCUGGACGGUCUGAGUGCUGACGAGACGUUGAGUCUGCAGACACAAACGCAGCGUCUUUUCUCCCGCGCUACUCGUGAGGCAGCUUCUGGUGUCGCGCCGGCUGCGUCCUAUGCAUUGGAUACCUUGUCGAUAUUCUUGACCAGUGUGUUAAGUAAGAAGUACACAAACCCUAGCUCAGAUGUCAUCACCGUUCUAGCUGGGCUGGAUGAAGUCGACCAUGUCAUCUCUGACUUUGUCUCGGUCCUGGACGGGAUCAUUCGCAAUGGCAGUAAUCUUGAGGUGCGCCGCAAGGCAAUCAGAGUGGCCAUCGCCAUGACCAGCGGGGCGUACAAGACUAGCCUCGUCUCGUAUUUUACCCAUCGCGAUCUCUUCCCAUCGCUGAUGAAGUAUGUCAAUGACUCUGAUACACCCAUGCAAGUUUUCGACCCUUUUCUUCUGCUAGGGCUCUUGGCAAAUUACAACAAGUUUGAAUUCCAAAACCCCUACCAGUUGCGACUCGACGAUUUCGUCAACGAAUCGAGCAUUCAAAAAGUUGUGCAUGGCGUAGGUCUCACUUGUGGCGGUCUGCGCAAUGGCUAUAUCGCCGUGCAGGAUGAUGUACCUGAAGGCUGGAACUUGACAAGUACACUCGUCUUCUUUGGCCUGCGGGCACUUACCCCCGGUGCACGAGACAAAGCAACUCCUCCUACGGUUGAAGAAGCAAAGGCCAUGUUUGCUGCUCUACCCGCGCAAGAAGCCGCCAUUCUGAUGGCAACCUAUGACUUCACAAAUUCGAAUAAGCUCUUUGGCUACCACAUGGUCCACAUGAUGCCCGAGAACAAAACCGAGGAAUCACCCUUUUCAAGCUUCCUCUCCUUGACCUCCUACCUCCAGCAGCACGCCUACCGCACCAUUAGAAGCGCUCACUACGCUGAAUUAAGCCUGUUCACUCUCCGCAUCCUAGUCGAAGACCCGACCCUUUGCAAACACAUCUGCAGCGAUAGCGGAAAACCCCUACCUCCCCUCGUCGCUGGCGACCGGGUCCCCGCAACAGUAAUCCUCGACAUAAUGAUCGACACACUCACCCACAAUCUCCGCCGCCGCCUGGACGUGAACAUCUACAGCCACGUCAUCGCAAUAACCCUUCGCAUCCUAACAUACCUCUCAAUGAACAAAAUCCGCCUCACAUACCACUGGUCGGAACUCUGGCGCACCCUCCUCUCAACAACCCGCUUCCUAACAACCUACGCCACGGACCUGACAUCCAACCCCAAAAUCAACACCCUAACCACCUCUCUUGCUGACCUGAUGGCAUUCACCGUCUCGGCAGGCGAUACUUUCCUCCCGGACCCAGCAUCCUACGACGACCUAUUCUAUAAGCUCGUCGAAACCGGACCUGUCAUCUCCAAGUUCCGCGACGUCUACUUCCCCAAAGAAAGGGAAAAAGAAAAAGACACACACUCCGCAGCUGUUGAAACCCUUCUUAGCGUCUCUACGCAUUUCUACACUCUUCUAUUCCAGUCUGACGGUGAAACUACGGCGGUAGCGCCUAGUCCGAAGCCGGAUGGCGAGCCAAAGCCUGUUGCACUACCGGCAAUUAAGAAGAGGAAUUUGAGUCCGAGAGAGGUGCACCGCAUCAUCAAACAAGGGUAUGACACGCUCAGCAUUCAGCCGCCGGAAGGGUUGACGACUUGGUCGAAGUGGAGAGAAACGGAGUGGAAGAGCGAGUUGAAGAGGGCGGCCAGGUGUGCGGUUGAUGAUGCGAGGCAAAUUGUUGCUUAA
Messenger RNA from Penicillium maclennaniae, 1926 nucleotides. RefSeq names its product ARMH3 family protein. Lineage: Eukaryota; Fungi; Ascomycota; Eurotiomycetes; Eurotiales; Aspergillaceae. Gene Ontology annotation, cellular component: cytosol. Gene Ontology annotation, biological process: regulation of Golgi organization. The record is from RefSeq and is a predicted model, not a curated record. The transcript is spliced from 8 exons. Bases 1 to 1926 code for a protein of 641 amino acids.